CAUUUGAGGUCAGCUCAGACAUGGAGAAGAGAGCACAGAAACAAAGAGGAGGUGAGAAUGUCCCUUUGGAGAGCGCGGUGCAGUGGGCAGAGGCAGAGGUGCUGGCCCUGAUGAAAGUGUGGGGCGAGUUAGGGCCUCGAGAGGAGACCAGAGCCACAUACGAGCUGCUCUCAGACGGUCUGAGGAGGCUCAGGGUGCUGCGCAGCUGGAGGGAGUGCCAGGCCCAGUGCAGGAGUCUAGGACUGCACUGCACCAACACCAAAGAGGAGGACCCAGGGCUAGACUACAACCCAGAGAGGCACAGAACGGACCCCACAGCAAUGAAGGAGGACUGGGAAGAGGAGCAUGGAGGGGGCAACAGCAGAGGAAUGUUCCAGUCGUCAAUGCAGGAAGGAAUGAAGGUCAUUGUCCAUCGCGCACUGUCCUACAAUGCUAGCACCCCUGAAGAAGGUGGUCGUCACUGGUCAGACGACGAGGUGAGAGCGCUCCUGUGUGUUUGGGCCGACAAGAACAUCCGGGAGCGCCUAAAAUGUACGCUACGCAAUAAGACCAUCUUCCAAGAAAUGUCCCGCCUGAUGGAGAAAAACUUUGGGAUCGUACGCAAUUGGAAGCAGUGUCGCACCAAAUACAAGAACCUGAAAUAUGACUACAAAACUGUGAAAACAACUCUUGAUGCAGGUGGCAGCAGUAGUGUAGCAGGACCCAACAAGUACAUGAAGUUUUUUGAGGAAGUGGAGGCCAUAAUGCUGGACCAUGGAUUGGAGCGGGGGUCCCUGGACAUGCAGAAGAGAGUGUUCGAUGGAGAAAUGGCAACACUAAAUACAACAGGCUCUGAAAAUGAGGCGGUCAUUGAAAUCGACGAUGAUGAGAACAGCGAUGAGUAUGAUGGUGAUGGAGAAGUGGACACUGGGAACUGGAAAGGAACUGAUGCAUCAAGCUCUGACCAAAUCCAAGUGGUAACCAUUUCAGACACAGGUCGUAACUGGAGUGACCAGGAAGUGAGAGCUCUCAUCCAGGUUUGGUCUGACGAGCGCGUUCGAACACAACUGGAAAGCUCAACGAGAAAGAGGGACAUUUUUAUCCAAAUCUCAAACUUACUGAUGCAGCAGGGCAUAGAGCGUGACUGGAAACAAUGCCAUACAAAGUACAAGAACCUUAAGUACCUGUACAGGUCUCUACAGAGGAGCAGGACAGAGAAGUCGGACCCCAGGCACCUAAUGCGUUUCUAUGAGGAGUUGGACGCCAUUAUGAAUCGUCCCAAAAAUAACAGUAUACACAGCUCACCACACGAUACUACAGCACACAUGGACUAUAGCCUGGACACUGCACAGAUCCCCACUUUGGACAAUGAUGACCAGACAGAUGCAUAUUUGCCCAAAGUUAAUGUCACAUCCAUCGCUGCACAGCCAGGAAGCACCUCUGAAUCUGGGCUCUCAAUGGCCUUUGAUCUUACGCCCAGCACUCAGGAGCAGAGGACACACACAAACAGAGAAAACUGCAUGAACAAACAAGCCAAUCAGCCUGUCCAUUUGGAGAAAAGACCAGAAAGAAUUAAUCUUCCUUCAACAAACCGCGGACAGAAGAGGAAAGCUGAGGAUCAAGCACCCAUAACCCAAUCCAUAACAGGAAAAAGAAUUAACACAGGAAUCAACACUGUUCAAAGGGUGGAUUGUUGCAAAGAAGAGCAAGGACAUUUUCCCAUAAUAAAAAUCAAUUCAGUUCAUUCAAUGGCCUCAUCUGACACAUCCCAAGACACCCAGGUAAAUACCAAUCGAUGUAAAACUUGCCAGAGUGUUCUAACUUUGAUUAUGUGCAGGGGAGACAAAAAUGGACUAUGCACCCAAGAUCAUGAGAGUAGUAUAGAUCAUUUUCAAAAGAAUGUUUACCUGUGCUGCAAAGCUACAAGACCCAAUGUCAAGAUCUGGGCGACCUCCAGUUGGGUGGGCCAAUCUCCAGCUGCUACACACCCGAAAACCCCACACUCUUCCCCUAUACCCGACUCUUCAAACUCCAUCCCGCGGCGUGCGUCUGCUGCUGCUUCUCUGUGCGUCAAUCUGAACCUGGCGCUUCUACCACGUGCUGCCAAAAAACGCAAGCAGAUGGCGAUAAUCUCGAAAAAGUUCUCCAUCCUUCUCUCACAAACAUUUGAUGAUCUCGGAUUUUUUCAGACGACCAUGGCAUCCACAACAGAGUUGAAAGUUGGCCAAAAACUGAACGAAGGCAAGACGAAGCAGAUCUUUGAGCUCGUGGAUCAGCCCGGACAGGUCCUGGUCCAGUCCAAGGACCAAAUCACGGCUGGGAAUGCUGUGAGGAAGGAUCAGAUGGAGGGGAAGGCUGCCAUCGCCAAUAAGACCACGAGCUGCGUGUUUAAGCUGCUGCAGGAAUCUGGUGUUAAAACUGCCUUUGUAAAACAGCACUCGGACACAGCGUUCAUUGCAGCACAUUGUGAAAUGAUUCCUAUUGAGUGGGUUUGUCGACGUAUAGCAACAGGUUCCUUCCUCAAAAGAAAUCCAGGAGUCAAGGAGGGCUACCGCUUUUCUCCUCUCAAGAUGGAGAUGUUCUUCAAGGACGAUGCUAACAAUGAUCCCCAGUGGUCAGAAGAGCAGAUUCUUGCAGCCAACUUCAACCUGGCAGGACUCACAAUUGGCAAAUGUGAGGUGGACAUUAUGAGUCGCAGCACUGUGGCCAUUUUUGAGAUUCUGGAGAGGGCCUGGGCCACUCAGGACUGCACUUUGGUUGAUAUGAAGAUUGAGUUUGGAGUGAAUGUAAAGACUCAAGAGAUUGUCCUGGCUGAUGUAAUUGACAAUGAUUCUUGGAGGUUGUGGCCAUCCGGUGAUCGAAGCCAACAGAAGGACAAGCAGGUAUAUCGAGAUCUUAAGGAGGUUACACCUGAAGCAAUGCAAGUGGUGAAGAGAAACUUUGAGUGGGUUGCAGAGAGAGUGCAGCUUCUGCAUGAGUCCCAAACUAAUGGCAGAGUGGUCGUCUUGAUGGGCUCCACCUCGGACAUGGCUCACUGUGAAAAGAUCAAAAAGGCCUGCACGUCUUAUGGCAUUCCUUGCAUUUUGAGAGUUACCUCUGCACACAAGGGCCCAGAUGAGACGCUUCGUAUUAAGGCAGAAUAUGAAGGUGAUGGCGUGCCCACUGUCUUUGUAGCUGUAGCGGGCAGAAGCAAUGGUCUUGGUCCAGUCAUGUCUGGAAACACAGCUUACCCAGUGAUCAACUGUCCUCCUCUCACUCCAGACUGGGGAGCUCAAGAUGUGUGGUCGUCUCUCCGCAUGCCAAGUGGUCUUGGCUGCUCCACCAUCCUUUCUCCUGAUGCUGCAGCCCAGUUUGCCGCACAGAUCUUCGGACUAACCAGUCACCUGGUUUGGUGCAGGCUCAGGGCGUCCAUGCUCAACACCUGGGUCUCUUUAAAGCUGGCAGACAAAAAGCUCCAAGCCUGCAGUAUCUGAGUGCUAUUGUUAAAACUGUACUUCCUACUUUCACUUUCUGUUGGCCAACUAACUACUCCAUAGUUCUACACUUUUUACUUGCUGCAUUCCAUUAAAAAUAGAUCUCUUGA
Boleophthalmus pectinirostris (great blue-spotted mudskipper) is the source of this 3562-nucleotide messenger RNA. RefSeq names its product phosphoribosylaminoimidazole carboxylase, phosphoribosylaminoimidazole succinocarboxamide synthetase (gene paics). Gene Ontology annotation, biological process: 'de novo' IMP biosynthetic process. Gene Ontology annotation, molecular function: phosphoribosylaminoimidazolesuccinocarboxamide synthase activity. Bases 21 to 3452 code for a protein of 1143 amino acids. The record is from RefSeq and is a predicted model, not a curated record. NCBI's taxonomy places the organism in Eukaryota, Metazoa, Chordata, Actinopteri, Gobiiformes, Gobiidae. The transcript is spliced from 16 exons.